Molecule: messenger RNA, 1576 nt
Organism: Mytilinidion resinicola
Lineage: Eukaryota; Fungi; Ascomycota; Dothideomycetes; Mytilinidiales; Mytilinidiaceae
Product: MFS general substrate transporter
Exons: 6
Coding region: 46-1428 (460 amino acids)
Biological process (GO): transmembrane transport
Cellular component (GO): membrane
Molecular function (GO): transmembrane transporter activity
Source: RefSeq, a predicted model, not a curated record
GAUGAACUCAAGAAAUUGGAAAAGAGUUUGACUCGAAAACUGGACAUGACCUUGAUGCCGGUCGUUGCGUUGCUUUUCCCUCUCAAUAUCCUCGAUCGUAACAACAUCGCAAAUGCGAAAAUAUCUGGUUUUACCACUACAUUAGGCAUCAGUAAUGAUCAGUACAACACCUGUCUAAUGAUAUUUUACGUCGGAUAUGUCAUCACCCAAAUACCCUCGAACAUGCUCACCACCAAAAUUUCUCGCCCAUCCGCUUACAUCUGUUGCAUUACAUCUGCAUGGGGUGUAGUAUCCAUGUGUCAGGCCUUCACAAAGUCAUACGGCGGCCUCUUUGCAGCCCGUUUCAUCCUCGGUCUACACCAUUUCUACCUGGUGUUUUCUCUACCUGGUGUUUUCUACCUCAUAAGCUGUUGGUACAAACGCUCCGAGCUGCCUCCUAGAAUAGCCAUCUUGUACGGGUCCAACAUAUUAGCAACUGCAUUCAGCGGUCUCAUUGCAGCUGGCAUCAUCUCCCAAAUGGAGAACAAAGCAGGUCGACCAGCAUGGGAAUGGCUUUUCAUCAUUAAGGGAUCAAUGACCAUUGCUAUUGCCCUUCUUGUCAUGCCUGUCCUUCUAGAUUAUCCAGGCCAGCACAUUCGCUCAUGGACGGGCAUGGACAAAGAACACCACAUCUACGCUGAAUGGCGCAUUCGCAAGGAGAACGCCGGUAUCAAAGACGAAGACACCGAGUCCAUCUGGUGGGGCCUAGGCCAAGCACUCAAAGACCCCAAACUUUACAUGUUCGUGGUUCUGCAAAUGGCACUCAUCACGGCUCAGAGCUUCAACAACUUCUUCCCUUCCAUUGUCGGGACUUUAGGCUACAAUAGGACUAUUACGCUCCUUCUUACCGCGCCACCAUAUAUCUUUGCAUUCAUCAUUUGGCUCUGCGUGUCGUUCCACGCGGCACAUAACGGCGAGCGAGGUUACCACAUUGCCAUUCCCAUGAUAUUCGGCCUUCUCGGAAAUCUCUUGGCUAUGAUCGUCCCCACACUCGGUGGCCGAUACUUCUCCAUGUUCCUCAUGACUUCCGGCACCUACGCCCCAUACAAUCUCUGCGUGUCUUGGUUAUCAUCGUCUCUCCCACGCCUAGCGUCCAAGCGUGCCGCUGUCUUUGCCAUCGUUAACUUGAUGGCAGCUGGUGUUGCUCAUUUCUACACACCGUACGCGUUCCCGGAUACGCAGAAGCCGCGUUACUACGGCGGCGGCGCCAUGAUGAGCGCCGCGUGCCUCAUCUGUGUCAUGAUGGCUUUGGGCAUCAACUGGCAUCUGAUGCGGGAGAACAAGAGGUUCGAGAUGGUGAAGGCUGGAGGAGAGGUUGCGAAGACCAUCAAGGGCAGCAAGGCUGGUCAUGGUGGUGAGGCGACUGUAUCUUUCAGGUACGUCCAUUAAAACGGGUGUCACGCGGCGAGAUACGAGAGAAUUGAAAGUCGAGCAUGUCCCGUGAAUGUUAAAUGAGAUACGUAAAAGCCGAAAUACCUUAUAGAAUGUGCAUACAAAUCUUCGCGAAAAUCAAAUCUAAUCAACCUUCAAUUUCUAU